Messenger RNA from Pogona vitticeps (central bearded dragon), 2837 nucleotides. Lineage: Eukaryota; Metazoa; Chordata; Lepidosauria; Squamata; Agamidae. The record is from RefSeq and is a predicted model, not a curated record.
ACGGCACGGCAGGGAACGAGCAGGCGCACCGCCACUUCUGACAGAGUCACUCUGAGGUCCUUGUUUCUCUCGAUUCCGGACAAUACAAGCAAUAUUUCCUGCUGCCUUCUGUGGGAACAAUGCAGUCUUCCUCUUUGGAAGAGGAUGGAGGCAGCUGGUUUUAGAAGUGGAGGGCCUCAUCCUAAAGAUACAGUAAUAUGCGAAAACAAUGGAGCGUAUAUAGGUUUAUCAGACUGUGUAUACACCAUGAGAAGUGGAAGAGGAGUGAGCAAAAUGUAUAUCUGUAAUUAUUGGAGGCUUGGUGCCUGGACCAGAGCCCCCCACACUGUGCCCCCCUGAUGCUGGCCAGCCUGUGCCCAGAAGAUGAGCAGAUUGCUGGUGGGUGUGACUCUGGAGAGGAUCUGCAAAGCUGUACUGCUCCUAUGUUUGUUGCACUUCCUCAUCAUCAUGAUCCUGUACUUUGAUGUCUAUGCCCAGCACCUGGAUUUUUUCAGCCGCUUCAAUGUGCGCAACUCGUCCUCUCGCACCCUGCCCUAUGUCAACAUCUCUCGGCCUAACGUCACCGCUGGACCGCUGGGCCCUGAGCUCCUGGGCUCGAGUGCCAAGCCUGUCAGGAACAACACUGUCACCGAGAAGCCCUUACCGCCCUGCCCAGAAAUGCCUCCUGGUCUAGUGGGACGGCUCCUGAUUGAAUUCAGCUCUCCCAUGAGCAUGGAGAGGGUGCAGCGAGAGAACCCAGAUGUGCAGGAGGGUGGCAAGUACUCACCCCCAGACUGUGUGCCUCGCCAGAAGGUGGCCAUCCUCAUCCCUUUCCGCCACCGUGAGCAUCACCUCAAGUACUGGCUGCACUACCUGCACCCAAUUCUACGACGUCAGAAGGUGUCUUAUGGCAUCUAUAUUAUCAACCAGUUCGGUGAAGAUACCUUUAACCGAGCCAAACUUUUGAAUGUGGGCUUUCUGGAAGCCCUUCGAGACGAUGAGAGCUAUGACUGCUUCAUCUUCAGUGAUGUUGACCUUGUGCCCAUGGAUGACAGGAAUAUUUAUCGCUGCUAUGACCAGCCCCGACACUUUGCAGUUGCCAUGGAUAAGUUUGGUUUCCGGCUGCCAUACUCUGGCUACUUUGGAGGUGUCUCUGGCCUGAGCAAGACACAGUUUCUGAAGAUCAAUGGCUUCCCUAACGAGUACUGGGGCUGGGGUGGGGAAGAUGACGACAUCUUUAACCGGAUCUCGCUGAAUGGCAUGAAAGUGUCACGUCCUGAUGCCCGCAUUGGGCGCUACCGCAUGAUCAAGCAUGAGCGUGACCGGCACAAUGAGCCCAAUCCCCAGCGGUUCACCAAAAUCCAGAAUACCAAGGUGACCAUGAAACGUGAUGGCAUCGGCUCACUGCAGUACCGCCUGGUGGAGAAGGUUCGGCGUCCCAUGUAUACCAAUAUAACUGUGGAGAUUGGCCGACCACCACCGCGGCCCCCUCGGGGUUGACUCUUGGCUGCCUGGCUCUGCCCACGGCCCCAUGCAUGAGGAGCUGUGUGGAUCCCAGCCCUGACUGGUUCAGAGGACUGUGUCUGGUUCGGAGGACCUGCCUGCCUCCUUUCUGGGGAUUGGGGAAAAGGCCAAGAAGAGUAUCUUUGCCUUGCUUAGCCUUCAGAGGAAGCCCCCAUCUCCUUAUCACUAGUCAGUUCUCCACAGUGCCCUUCACAGGCCGGGGAGUGAAUGUGAGUGUGUUACGGUGCCUGUCUUCGUGUGUGAGGGCUGUGGGUACAGCCCGGCCCCGUUCCUGGUUGGAAGGUGCCCAAGAGCUGAGGAAGCCACGUUGCAGGUCUUUUUGGCAGAACCUGCCCUCUUCUUGUGCUCCUGACAAGGCUCCAUCCCGCAAAGAGUCCAGAAGUACAGUAGCCGUUCUCCUCCUCUUCUUCUUCUUCUUCACGCAGCCUGCCAGUCGACUGCCUUUUUGAGCCUUCCUUCCAGGGCAGGGCCUGGUUUUAUGACAACUGCCAGCUCCCAAAGUGUCAAGGUGGUUCACCUCUGACCAGUUUGAGGAGGAGAGCUACAUUGUGGUGAAAGCUCCGGUUGGUCUGGCCAUGGCCCACUUCCAUAUUCCUGGCUUGGUGCUGUCCCCUGCUGAGUUCUGGGUGUCAUUUCUGGCUCCAGUAACGCAGGGGUGUUUUCUACAAACUCUCAUUAGAAUCCUCGAGUGCUUCCUGGGUUAGAGUGGCAUGUGGCCUGCCUGGCAAGGGAGCAACAAGCACCAUGUUCCUAGCUGUGUUUGUUCCUUUGUAAAGAACAGUUGGUUGGGUGGAUUCAUGAUUGUGUUUCAGGCUACUCCGGGGUGGGGAGACUUGUUUCUUAGUUCCAUGGGCACAAAGGGGCCAAUGACCAUGGUUACAGAACAGAAGAAGGCCACGUUGGCUUCCUGUCUUUUUUCCCUGACCCACUGCUACCACCUUAGCAAGCAGUUCUUACCAUUUGUGACACCAUCUACCAGGCCCACUCAGACUGCCCUUUUUGCCAAGCUGCCAUCUGUUAACACCUGAGGCCGGGCCCCUGGAUCUGUCUUGCUCAUGAUGUGUGGCAGCCCUGGGUCUAGUAUCUGGAGCUAGAAAGCUGCUGGUGUCCCUCCAUUCUGGUUAUGGUGCCUGGCAGGUAGAAUCUCCUGUAUCUGUCCACUUUGGGGGUGGCAGCUGGGCCAGGCUUGAAGCCAGGCAUCAGUGUGUUGCACAGCCCCCGUGUUGGUGACUUUUGUACAUUUGAAUGUUUUGAUCCCUUUUCAAGCCUAUGGUGAAUGCAGCACUGGUCACUAUGAUCAGAUUUUUGUAUUCAGUAAAGUUUCGAAACUUGGA